Molecule: messenger RNA, 991 nt
Organism: Aplysia californica (California sea hare)
Lineage: Eukaryota; Metazoa; Mollusca; Gastropoda; Aplysiida; Aplysiidae
Source: RefSeq, a predicted model, not a curated record
UUUGGAAGAAUGGCCUGUUGAGGCCUUAGAAAGAGCGGCAAAAGUGAUGGAAGCCGGCAAGGGGCACAGUGAGAUUGUCUACGAGCCUGUGAACCCCUCAGAGUUCUUGAAGGGAGAGGAUCUUGAAACUGUCAGUCCUCUUUCAGAUCUGCUGAGCUCGGAGGACACCCUUGACCAGUUGGAGCGUCUCCGCGAUGGGCGUGUCAUUCAGGGCAGCGUACUCUACAGACUAUGGCGCUCCGCCUUCGACGUCUGGUUCUCCGACAAAGACGCUCGGGUGUUUGUGGUGACUCCACACAUCGACGUCGAUCGACUCACUGACUUGUGCAUGCUUUUCUUGACUCACAAACUGGAAGCCUCUCUUGACACUCUCUGUGUCCCCCUCACUCACAUGAGGGGCCGGUUCGCGGAAGUGAGAAGCAAAGCUAUCAAACGUUUCCCAGCGAGAGACCAAGUGUACAUUGAGUACAAGAUCUACAACAGUAUUGUCUACCCAGUUAUGGAUUUCACCACAAGUUUUAUAGCGAUGGUGAAGGAAGGAAGAGCUCAUAUCUUACAGACCAACACAGCAUUUGACAGAGAAAGUUUCAUCACCACAGCCUCGGCCACCGUCCAGUACAUAGAGAUAGACGAAGGACAGUUCGUGUCUGCCUACCUGGAUCCCAUCCUGCUUUGAUCUCCGCAAGAGCUUUGUCAACUUCCUGCAUUUAGAUACAAGUGUGUCUAGCAUUAAAUGUGUGCCCUAAGAGUUUUUAUUUAGUAUCAUGUAGCAAUAUUUGAAUAGUAUUAGUACUGUUUUUUUCAUGAUUUCUCGAUGAUGCUCGUGUGGUUUUUCAUUCUGAAGAUACAGCCCACCGGCAUUUAUGCGGUGUGGUGGUAAGGCUCUUAGCCAGUACAUGCGAAAGACAUUACUUCUCUUCCCUUGUUGGGAAUUUUUUAGUCCAGGAUUUCUGUCUCUCUUCAGCGAUGCCAUAUCCUGUCCCCGUCGUUU